AGAGAUCAUCAUCAUCGUCUUCAAAACAAAACCCUAAAACCUCCCCAUCAACGCCGGCGGAAGAAACAAUUUGUGUCAUUCACAGUCCCGCGAUGAAGGAGGAAGAAGUAAAUCGAUGCCAGAUUCAGAACUGGUAUCCAAAAUUCAGAUCCAUAACCAUUAGAACCAAAUUUCACCAGCUUCCAGAGUCGUUCAUCAGCUACCUCACCGAUGAUUCUGGUCCGUUUCUUCUCCCUGAAUCCGUAACAAACGAAGACGCGAUGCCCAAUAGAGUCCACAAUUUCGAAGAAGAAGAUGAUUUCCAAGUCUCCGAAGGUUCAGAUAACGAAGCAGAGACGCCAUUGAAUCCCCCAUCGUUUCCACAACUCGAAAUCGAGAUCAUGGAAUCAAUCGAAACCCUAGGCGGUACAGUUUUACCGAAGCUGAAUUGGAGUGCACCAAAGGAUGCAGCUUGGAUUAGCCCAUCACAGAAUCUUAGCUGUACUUGUUUCAAUGAGAUUGCUCUCUUGUUUCGUUCUUCGGAUUCGUUGGUUCAUGAUCUCUUCAAUGCUUAUGAUUCGUGUAGUGACAAAGUCUCUUCGAGACCAGAAAGUUUCUACCUUGCGUUGAGAAAAUGGUACCCUUCUUUGAAGCNGUUUGUGAACAGAUUCCGCCAUGGAUCUCUAGUAAUGAGGCUACCUGAUUCAGAGAUUGGUCAGAUCCCAACUGUCAUCUUUGGUACGGUCAAUGGAGUGAUUGGAGUAAUAGCUUCACUUCCUCAAGAACAGUAUACUUUCUUGGAGAAGUUACAGUCAAGUUUGAGGAAAGUGAUUAAAGGAGUUGGCGGCUUAAGCCACGAGCAAUGGAGGUCGUUUAAUAACGAGAAAAGAACCGCAGAAGCGAGGAAUUUCUUGGAUGGUGACUUAAUCGAGUCGUUUCUGGAUCUGAGUAGGAACAAGAUGGAGGACAUAUCUAAAUCCAUGAAUGUUCAAGUGGAAGAGUUGUGUAAGAGAGUUGAGGAACUCACUAGGCUUCACUGA
Camelina sativa (false flax) is the source of this 1019-nucleotide messenger RNA. Lineage: Eukaryota; Viridiplantae; Streptophyta; Magnoliopsida; Brassicales; Brassicaceae. The record is from RefSeq and is a predicted model, not a curated record.